AUUGUGAAAAUUUCCUCGCAGUGAAUAUGAACAAAAUUUUUCGUCGUGGCAAUUUAUAUUGUGCAAUAAUAAAGUAAUUGUGAAAAUUUAGUGAAUAAAUUAUGAAAAGUCUGUAAAUUGCACAUGAGGGAACAGUUUAGCUUUGAAUAAAUGUGCAUUAAAAGUUCUUAAAGGACUGAAAAUCAUUUAGAAAAUAUUAAACUGCUGGAGAGAAAGAAAAGUCCUUGAGAUAUGGAAAAUUUGAGAUACAAAAUAAUUGUUAUAUAAUAUAUAAAUCGAUGAAUUUAUUUCUGAAGAACUUAUAAACAUUUAAUGAAUUGUAAUAAAAACAUCUAGCUAGUAAAUUGAUUAGGAUUAUUAGAUAAAGUUAAUUAUAUUAGUUUAUGAGAUCGGGUAGAAGUGGAAGCAAAAACAAAAUGGAAAAUGAUUGCGAAGAUUUUGCAAUUAAGUGAGGCGGAACUCAGUCAACUUGCAAACUAAGAUAAUAGUUAACUAGACAUAGGAAGAAUAGAAAAAGAAUUAAUAGCAUUUAAGGCUGAUGGAGCCCACACUGGAACAAGAAGUGAAGCUUUCGAGACGAGCUUGUUGGAAGGGUUUAAACUCCAGUGAUGACGAAACUUCACUUAAAAACUGUGACGACAGUUUUAAAGAAACAUUAAACUUAAACACAAUUAAAAUAACUGGAUCAUUCCAGAAGUUAUGUCAAUUCGUUACAAAUAUCUUAGUUGUUAACUUAAAUAUUUUUCUGUUGGAAUUUCCACGAGGGAAAAUGACGAUGUUAUCAAAAAAACAUUUGAUUACCUUGGUGCUGAUAAAUGUGCUCUUAAUCAAUUGUGGAUAUGCAAAUGCUAGGCCAAACUUAGAAGCAAGCUUAAAUUCUGAUGAUGCUGUUCAACCACAAAAUCUUGCACCACCUGAUCUAAGCAGUUCAUCUAUUGAUGGCCGAAGUCAUGAUGAUAUUGAUUAUAAAACUGCUAGCUUAGCUUUAGUUGAUCAUGACUCAAAAGUUGGCCAUGCGAAAGCUGGUGGUCAUGAAGUUCCAGAACGUUAUCCAAUUACAUCAAUUGAUUUUGGACGAGUGGAAACGCCUUUCAUCAUUAGUGUCUGGAUAUUGUUUGCUAGCAUCGCUAAAAUCGGCUUUCAUAUGGCACCCAAGAUAAACAAAGUUCUUCCGGAAUCUUCACUACUGAUUGUUGUUGGUGUAAUUAUCGGACUGAUUCUCUACAUGUCAACUCAAUUCCACGUUUCACCACUUACUCCCAACACAUUCUUCUUGUAUCUGUUGCCACCUAUCAUCUUAGAUGCUGGAUAUUUCAUGCCAAAUCGAUUAUUCUUUGAUAACAUUGGCACUAUCUUACUUAUGGCUGUGAUUGGAACAAUUUUUAAUGUGACGACGAUUGGUGGCUCGUUAUAUUUAUGCGGUAAAAUGGGAGUUUUUAAUGGCAUCGAAACGCCUUUUCUCGACAUUUUCCUUUUCGCAUCGUUAAUUUCUGCUGUCGAUCCAGUUGCCGUACUUGCAGUCUUUGAAGAGAUUCAUGUCAACGAAAUCUUGUACAUUGUUGUUUUCGGCGAAUCGCUUCUCAACGAUGCUGUUACUGUUGUACUUUAUCACAUCUUUGAAACUUAUCAUGUGAUGGAAUUUAAUGACGUUCAAGUUCAAGUUCAAGAUAUUGUCAACGGAGUGCUUUCAUUCAUUUGCGUUGCCUUUGGUGGUUGUAUUAUAGGUGUGGUUUGGGGAUUCUUGACUGGUCUUGUGACACGAUUUACAGACCAUGUUCGUGUUAUUGAACCAAUUUUUGUUUUCAUCAUGGCUUAUUUAGCGUACUUAAAUGCAGAAAUAUUCCAUUGGAGUGGUAUAUUGGCAAUAACUUUUUGUGGUAUCACAAUGAAAAAUUAUGUGGAGGCUAAUAUAUCGCACAAAUCCCAUACAACAAUCAAAUAUGCCUUGAAAAUGUUGAGCAGCUCAUCGGAAACAAUUAUUUUCAUGUUCCUUGGAGUUGCAACAGUCAACAACAACCAUGAGUGGAACACAUGGUUCAUCAUCCUGACAAUAGUUUUCUGUUCUGUUUUCCGAAUUAUUGGUGUCAUCAUACUUGUUGCAAUGGCAAAUCGUUUCCGAAUACACAAAUUGUCAAAAGUCGAUCAAUUUGUGAUGUCAUAUGGCGGGUUAAGAGGAGCAGUUGCCUUCGCACUUGUGCUUUUAAUAGAUCCAGCAACAGUGAAACUCCAACCACUUUUCGUAACAACAACAAUAUGCGUGAUAUAUUUUACUGUCUUCUUGCAAGGUAUAACAAUUAAACCACUUGUUAGAAUUUUAAAUGUGAAACGAGCAGAAAAACGAAAACCAACGAUGAAUGAAAGAAUUCACGAACGCUUCAUCGAUCAUAUGAUGGCCGGCCUUGAAGAUAUCGUAGGAAAAACCGGUAACUACAAUGUCCGAGAUAAGUUUAAGAGGUUUGAUAACCGCUUCGUUCGUCCAUAUUUGAUAAGAGAUCUUCAGGGAGCCGAGCCAAAAAUUCUGGAAACUUAUUCCAAGCUUGCUAUGAAAGAUGCAAUGGAAUAUAUGCGACGAAAUCCAUCAACUGUAGGACAAAUGUCAGGAACAGAAUCAAUGAGUGCUUUGUUCAGAAAUUACACAGGAAUUCUUGGUGGCAGUCCCAGCUUUUCCAACUUUGAAAAUUCAACGAGAAAUCUUGACAUGCAGGAACUUGAUUAUAAUCCAUCGAAGAAAGAUCUUACAGACGCAAAGAUUCAUCAUUUACUUGCCGAAGAAUUGAAACCUUACAGACGGCAUCGUCGCUUAAGCUACAGCAGACAUGCAGUUGAUGACAGGGAUUUGUCAACACAGGUGAACUACAAAAUGCGAAUGAACAUCAGACGAAUGGCGCAAGGUGAUAGAAAGCAUCACAAGCGAAGUAAAAGACUUAACAAGGAUGGAAGCAAACAGAAUCAUGUAUCAUUCCCCGAAUUCCAGCAAAACGGAUCGGCAAAGCAAUUUGCGAACGACUACAUUAAUGAAGUUUUACAUGAAAAUGAAGAAGAUGGCAGACACACUCAAUCUGAUGACUGGGAAGGUGGACUUACAUUCAUUGCCAAACCAUCUCAUGAAAGCAGUGGAACAUCUGAAAUGCCUAACAAUGAAGUUAAACGAUUCUCUCGUGAUUCUGAAGGUGAAAACGCUUCUACGCCAACAGCAACUGAAUCGAUAUUGCCUUGGAAACGUGGUGAAGAUGAUAGAGAAGAAAAUGGUGCCAUCCAACAAACAGAAUUUCCUGCUUGGGCUAAUAAUAAAGAAUAUUUAGCUUACAGUUCACCAAGUGCUACUUUCUUAGGUGGUAUUGCCAAACCUAAACAGAAUUCUGUAAUAGGAUUAUUCAGGACAUCAAUUUCGGGUCAAGGGCAAAGUGGAGAUUCUGAUUCAUCGAUGAAAUCAUCAGGAAACACUCCUGUUGGAAGAGAACUUCGAUCGGCUUCGAUUGCCCAUACUGGCGUUAUUUACGAUGUCGAUGCUGUCGGUCACGCAGGCCAAUUCCCAGUCACAGCAAGUCAUCGACGCAACACAAGAAGAGGUUCAAUGCUGGAGGUUUCUGGACUUGUGUUAAAGGAACGUCGACCAAGUCUUGUAGUAGGUGGACGUCGGCCAAGUCUAGGCGGGCGUCGGGCAAGUCGACGAAUUGCUCCAAUGCCAUUCCUUGAAAACAUUGAAAACAUCGAAGUGGAUUCUGACAACGAUUCUGAUAAAGACACAAGACUUUAACAUCUUUUUUUUGUUAUUAAUUUUUAUUCUAUUUCUUGUCAUCAUAAGCUUGAUGACUUGAGAAAGACAAACAUUUAAUUUACUCCCUUGUAGUACUAAAAGCAUGGUUCUUUAUCUUACCUUAGCAUGUUAUUCCUUCAAUUAUGUUUUGAAAAGAACGAAUACUUCAACUAAAAGUUUACAGUUCGAUUAAUUAUGAUCUUUAUUUAGCAUGAUGCAUUUGAGAAGCGUAUUAAUUAGUAAAUAGUAGAUAGAAGCAAUAUUAGCUUACAGUAGUUAGUAAUGUAAUUAAUUAGAUGUUUUAAUUGUGAGCUUUUAUUAGCAAGCGGUAGCUUUCGAAAGACAUGAGAAGCUUUCGAGUAUCGUCUGUUGAUUCGCACAUACAGUAAUUAAGAAAAUUUAUGAUGUUAACUUUUAUGUACAUAAUAAAUGUCCACACAUCAAAGUUGAUAUUCUUCUAUAAAUAAAUAAAAAAAUAAUCAACGAUUUGUGAAUUUGAAAUGCUCGCUUUUCGGGAAGGCAACGCAAAAAGCUUUUAAAAUUUUAUUUAACUUUUCAACUUUGCAAAUUUCUUUUAUUUUUUUUUGAUAUUGCUUAUUCCAACAACAGGGAUGCGAUCCCCGAAGAAAGUCAAAUCACAACAAAAUCCCUUCCAACAAGAGGACAACAAAGAUUGAUUCUUGCGAAACAAAGUCCAAAAAGUACCAGAAGUCGUCAAAGCAACAUCCAAACAGCUUCACUUUUAGCACAUAACUCAAGCUCUGAUUCAGACAAUUCGGAUGUUGAGAGAGGGAAACUCAUGAAGACUAAAUUAAAGAAGAAGUUCUCAGUUGGCGAUAGUGAUGAUGACGAUGACGAUGAUGAUGACGAUGAUGAACAAGAAGGGCUUCGAAUGAAACGAACUUGAGAAUUUCAUAAAUAUUUGAGGCUUCAAAA
Messenger RNA from Clunio marinus, 4693 nucleotides. The record is from the annotation of a GenBank genome assembly. Lineage: Eukaryota; Metazoa; Arthropoda; Insecta; Diptera; Chironomidae.